CCCCAGGCCAGCGAGCAUGGUGGUGCUAAAGGGCGUCCCCGCGGUGCUGUCCCCGGAGCUGCUCUUCGCGCUGGCGCGGAUGGGGCACGGAGACGAGAUCGUUCUUGCAGACGUGAACUUCCCCACCUCCGCCGUCUGCAGGUGUGGCCCCGAGGAGAUCCGCGCCGACGGCCUGUGCGUCCCACAGCUCCUGGAGGCCGUGCUGAAGCUGCUGCCGCUGGACACCUAUGUGGAGAGCCCGGCUGCUGUCAUGGAGCUGGAGCCCAGUGACCGGGAGAGGGGCCUCCAGACCCCAGUGUGGAGAAGCUACCAGUCCAUCCUCCUCGGAGCUGGCUGCACGAGCACCCUGGCAAAGAUAGAGAGGUUUGAGUUUUACAACCGGGCCAAAAAGGCAUUUGCUGUUGUAGCAACUGGGGAGACGGCUCUCUACGGAAACCUCAUCCUCAAGAAGGGGGUGCUGGCCCCCGAUGCCCUGUUCUAGGCCUGUGAAGACCGCCCCAGGCCCAGAGAGGGAUCUGGACUCCUGAGCCCGACAACGCCACCAGCAGGCCCACCCGGC
Molecule: messenger RNA, 559 nt
Organism: Ceratotherium simum simum (southern white rhinoceros)
Lineage: Eukaryota; Metazoa; Chordata; Mammalia; Perissodactyla; Rhinocerotidae
Gene: FUOM
Product: fucose mutarotase
Biological process (GO): fucose metabolic process
Molecular function (GO): racemase and epimerase activity, acting on carbohydrates and derivatives; fucose binding
Source: RefSeq, a predicted model, not a curated record